AUGGCCGAAACCCGCCUCACAUUCACUUGUGAGUACGCGCUGAUGCAGUUCCGGGGGAUCGAAUCUGCUCAUGAGCAGCGGCAUAUUGUGCAGGUCGAUCGAGGAAACCAAAAUCGUACUGGAGACUGGUUCUCGCAAUCAAGCUCCAAGGCAGCUGCUUUCCGCCAACGACGGAACCAUGAAUGGAAGAAACCGAGGGCAAGCAUGGACAUCGCAAUCAGUUCUUCGGGCAGAUCUCAGGACCGACGCGGGCCAUCAACAGAAUUGGCCGUUGUCGCCGUCACCAACGCCAGGAUUCCAAAUGACGAGGAAGAAGUUGUUGAGGAGCUCGCCAGAAACUUGAUCCUCUCGACAGCACCACACAGAGCCAAGAAGAGCGCACAGACCAACGUCAAGGGUCUUGGGGCUAUCCGCGCUGUGCAGAAAAAGAUUCUCAAACUUGCCGACGAGGCAACGACUGCCACUGAAUCGGCCCCCAACACGUAG
This is a messenger RNA of Cladophialophora bantiana CBS 173.52, 486 nucleotides long. RefSeq lists its product as uncharacterized. NCBI's taxonomy places the organism in Eukaryota, Fungi, Ascomycota, Eurotiomycetes, Chaetothyriales, Herpotrichiellaceae. The coding region runs from base 1 to 486 and encodes 161 amino acids. The record is from RefSeq and is a predicted model, not a curated record. The transcript has 3 exons.